This is a messenger RNA of Macrosteles quadrilineatus (aster leafhopper), 3771 nucleotides long. Its product is annotated as synaptic vesicle 2-related protein. The transcript is spliced from 13 exons. Gene Ontology annotation, molecular function: transmembrane transporter activity. Lineage: Eukaryota; Metazoa; Arthropoda; Insecta; Hemiptera; Cicadellidae. Gene Ontology annotation, biological process: transmembrane transport. The record is from RefSeq and is a predicted model, not a curated record. The coding region runs from base 79 to 1650 and encodes 523 amino acids.
CAAUGACAAAAUAACGGUAAAUGUAAACAAAACAAGCGUCAUGAAUUACUAACUAUUUAGUUAUUUUUUGUUGUUAAAAUGGCUGACAUCAUAUCAGCGACUCGUCGGACACUUCAAAGCAGAUCAUCUAAUUAUGAAGAUCUGGAAAAUGCAAAUGAGUACUCUCCUCAAGUACUUCAGAGACAGGCCCAUGACAAUGAUGAAUUUUUGCCUCCAUUACAGGAGUUGGAAAUGAAUUCCGUCUCUGUUGUUCCUGAUGAAACCUUUACUGUGACACAAGCUGUGAAUGCUUUUGGCUUUGGAAAGUUUCAAGCCAAGCUUUCCCUGUUUACCGGCCUGUGUUGGAUGGCAGACUCCAUGGAGAUGACUAUCCUCAGUAUUCUUUCUCCAGCACUCCACUGUGACUGGCACAUCACUCGCUAUCAACAGGCUCUAGCUACUACAGUUGUGUUUCUUGGAAUGAUGGUGAGCUCUACAUUUUGGGGUCAUAUAAGUGAUCGAUACGGACGUAAGCAGGCCCUUACUAUGUGUGCUGUCUUACUAUUCUACUAUGGACUAUUGAGCUCCCUGGCCCCCAACUACACUUGGAUUCUGAUUCUUAGAGGUCUUGUUGGUUUUGCGAUCGGAUGUGUCCCUCAGUCAGUGACCCUGUAUGCAGAAUUUCUACCGUCCAAGCAAAGAGCCAAAUGUGUAGUUCUUCUUGAUUGUUUCUGGGCAUUGGGAGCCUGUUUUGAAGUGCUUCUUGCAUUGUUCAUCAUGCCGACCCUAGGAUGGCAGUGGCUCUUGGCUCUUUCCACAGGACCUCUGCUUGCAUUUGCUCUUAUUUGUCCUUGGCUCCCCGAGAGUGCCAGGUACCACGUAGCGUCGGGUCAGCCAGAGAAGGCAUUGGCAACACUGCGCACAGUAGCUUCUGAGAACGGGAAGCCGAUGUUGUUUGGUCGUCUGGUGGUCGAUGACUCCAUGAUUGGGGAGAGAGGCAGAGUUAGAGAUCUGCUUAUUCCACAGUUACGCAGGACCUCUAUCUUGCUGUGGUUCAUUUGGACUGCUUGUGCCUUCUGCUACUAUGGAGUGGUGUUGAUGACAACAGAGUUAUUUGAGGCUUCCGAACGUCGGUGUUCUGGCAGCGUCGAGAUGAAAUCUGUCGAAACUUGCACGGCCGACUGCAGACAGCUUAACACUCAAGACUACAUGGAUUUGCUCUGGACAACCCUAGCUGAAUUCCCAGGCAUAUUUUUAACUAUAUUUGUAAUCGAGAGGUUUGGUCGCAAAUACACUAUGGCCGUCCAGUUUGUUUUCUUCACCUUGUGCAUUUCACUUUUAUUCAUCUGCGUUGAAAGUCGAGCAAUCUUAACCGUGACGUUAUUCUUAGCUCGUGGGGUCAUUGCUGGAGUGUUUCAAGCAGCUUACGUCUAUACACCUGAGGUGUACCCAACGCCCUUGAGGUCAGUAGGGGUAGGGACGUGCAGUGCAAUGGCGAGACUAGGGGCUAUGGUCACGCCGUAUAUUGCUCAGGUUAUGCUUCAGUCCUCGCUAGUGGUGGCAAUGGGAGUUUACGGUGUGGCAGCACUGCUUGCUGCAAUCGCAUGCGUUCUUCUACCCAUCGAGACAAAGGGUCGAGAACUCAAAGAAACUGUUAUAUUUACUAAAUAGUUAUAUUGUACCAUUCACUAGAGUACAAAAUGUUUAGUUUUUUCGUUUGAGCUUUCAGAUUAUACUAACUGCUUUACAAAAGCUUCUGAAUUCUGUAAAAUGUGUUAACUUGAGUUGUGUUUUAAUUUUUUUCUAUUUAUUUUUAAUUUAUGUACGGUUGCAUUUAAAAAUUUUAUUCUUGUUAGUGAUGUAUUACCUCAAAGUAUUUAGUUGUUUAUUUAAUAAGGUUUAAACUUGACAAAUCAUGUAUAGGGUAAUUCAGUAAGAGGUUACAAUUUUAAUUUAGUGGCACUGUUUUCGGGUCGCCGGAAGACUGCCCCCCGGAAAACUACCCCCCCCCCAAGCAGGUUCCUACGUCAUAUUGACGUCACAGACCGAGGGGGGCAGUUUUCCAGUCACGGACACGCAAAUUUAGUUGACAAACACUUCUAAUCUAACCUAACCUAACCAACCAAACUUGCUGCAACAUUUCAAAAUUCUGUUUUAUUUUCACCACAUGACUUUUCUAUUAUCCAAUAGAAUUACUCGAAUUAAAAUUACAAUUACAUAGCAUGAUUUGUCUAGGGGGGGUAGUAUUACAGUCGCGGACACGGCUUCCAUAUUGGUUAGUUGGCAGAUUUUGUAACGUCACGUUUCACCUGGGGGGGUAGUUUUCCGGGGUAUAGUAUUCCGCAUCCUCCUGUUUUCCUAUGCAAGAGACAACAGUGGAUAUUUUGUCAAUGGGUGUAGAUUUUAAUGAUUUUGUCAUUAUGAAACGUUAAUUGAUCAGAUUUAUAGCUGCUGAAACCUUUUUUAAAAGGUGGGAAAAUUUUGUUGGAUUGGCUUUUUCUAUUUUAAAAUUUAUAUGGCAAUGCUCUUACAUUCAAUGAAGAACAUUAUCGUUAGAUGAUGAUAAAUCAUUUACCGCAGCAUUAACAAUGAUCCCAACUCACUAACGGAGAUAAACAAUGAGAUUAAGAGAUUUAUGUUAUUCAAAUUUUACUAUCGAAAGUCAGUAGAGCUGCAUGUGACAGUAGGCCUAAUUUAACAGAUAUCACUUUACACACAUGUUUAGUGUCAGUCUCUAGCAUAUGUGUUUACACAGAAGUAUACCACAUAAGCAAACUAUAAUGUGUAUUAUUUAAUUAAGUGUAAGCUUUUACUGGAUCACUCUAUACUGUAUAAAUAUUUUAAGAUAGAACAUUUAUAUAAGACUUGUUGGUGUCUAUCUUUAAUCUAUUGACUGUUGAAAAAAGACUAUCACUAUUUGAGUACUUCUAUGAUAUCUUAGAGACAGAGAGGUAUAGGGAUAAUAAUAUUAUGUAUAUUCAAAGUACUUAAGCCACACCUUCAAAUUAAAACUAAACAACAUACUGAUCUACAUGUUCAAUUUUGAGGUUAUGUGUUACCUGCUCACCCAUACAUAAUCUACUUUAGUCAGCAGUGGCGGUCCCAGGAUUUAAUUGGGGGGGGAUUGACCACCUGGGGUAUGGAAUAUCCUAUACAAAAUGUGGAAUUUAAAGCCUAAAAACAUAUUUUUAUUCGUAUUCAAGCUCUAAAAUAUGCUCAAGCUAAUAAAAGUAAAGUGCUAGUAAAAGUAUGCAAGUAUUUAUGUUAGCUAAUAAAAUAUAAAAUAUUUCAGGGGGGGGUGUAUCCCUCCCAUCCCCCUCCCUGGGACUACCACUGUUAGUAAAAUUUGACAGUAAAUUUGUAAUCCAUUGAUAUUUUUAAUCUCUUACUAUAAUUGUUCCCUAUGGUAAUGAAAGAACUACAAAGUUUCAAAUGAGAGGUGUGUUUUUUACGUUAAUUUUGUUUUAAUUUUACACAUAUUUGUGAUUUUAAGAUUCCCAUAAGUUAGAAGGUUAUACACACACACCCAACAUAAGGUGUCAAAGUGUCUUUCAUUGUUGAUUCUCUGAUAUACAGGGUGGUAAACUCAAGGAGGCCACCAUUGGGAUAUCGGAAACGGUAAGAAUUAGAGAAAACUUUAAAUGAGGGACAUUCCUUUAUUUUUUGUGGCAAUUAAAAAUAUGAAUUUGGUUUUUUGAAAUUCAGCUGCCAUUUUCCAACAUGGCGGCCAACUUUGAAAUUUCUUAUGGAACACCCUAUAUUUUAUCUUAUUAAACUUUUUUAUUCCUGACA